Molecule: messenger RNA, 2915 nt
Organism: Gigantopelta aegis
Lineage: Eukaryota; Metazoa; Mollusca; Gastropoda; Neomphalida; Peltospiridae
Exons: 10
Coding region: 80-2362 (760 amino acids)
Source: RefSeq, a predicted model, not a curated record
CACUAACGAUCGAUACUUCGGCAGCGUGUGCUCGCUGGUAUGUGAGUCAGGGUAUACAGCCAUUGAUGGAUCACACAUCAUGUGUCACUUCAACAAAAAGUGGGCCAAGUCUGAUUUUAUCUGUGAAGAUACCGAGAAGCCGAGAUUCACAAACUGUCCGGAUACUACGAUCACGUCAGACACCAUGUCCAUCUCUUGGCCCGCUCUCAAAGUAGAGGACAACUCUGACAGUACAUCACUACACCAGACUAUAGGUAAACCGCCCGGAUCAUCCUUCAGCGUGGGAUACCACGUCAUCAAGUAUGACGCACAAGAUUUGGCGGGAAACAAAGCAUACCCUUGCGUCUUCACAGUCAAAGUGGAAGCGGUGUUCUGUCUACACCCUGUAUAUGCAUUCAGAGAAGGCCCAAAGUUGAAGUUUAUUGACUGCAAGUUGAGUCAAACGAAGUUUGUCGAAGGCACAAUUUGUCAGCUUGGAUGCCACACAGGAUCGAUGGUUGGAGCAAAAUAUGUAAGGUGUGAAAGAGAUGAGUAUUUGAGAUCUGCAAAGUGGGUGACCAAGAACGCUGGAGAGCCCUUUUGUAUUAGUGAAAUGUCUAUAUCAUCUGGAAUACAUUUCACACACCCGAAUUACAGAGGAAAGAAAACAAACGACAGAUGGAUUAUGAAGAGACGAGAAAAGCGAUGCCCACCGCUCAGCAAACCUAAGAACGGCGAGCUAGUCUGUAACGACCAGACCACCAUAUGUGAGCUGAAGUGUAACGUCGGGUUUGACACGUCUGAAAAUUCGGUAGAUACGUACGUCUGCAACGAGCUUCAGAUGUGGUUACCCACGGACGUCAUACAGGACUGCUCGGCUGCCGAAAACAGAUUGGAGUAUCGUCUAUCCUCUGAAUUUUAUUAUCUUGGUAACCGGUUUAACUACAAUGGGGUGAAGACUAUGAUCAAAAACCGCUUCAGAAAAUCAUUGGAAAUGGCCAUGCAUGCUUGCAGUGACGUCGACUGUAAGGCUGAAAAUAUUAUAAUUAAGUAUGCUAAAGAAUCCAAUGGAAAAAGUAAAAGGAAGCAUGCACGGUUUUGGCCACUUAUAAAGAGACGUUACAUCAGGCACAAGAGAUCACCUACAGAUAUAGAUGCCACUAAAGGAAAAGAUCCCAUGAAAAGACCAUAUAUAAUUGCUUCUCCAGGGUUUUCUUCUGGGAAUGACUUUAUUCCUGUCUCAGAAUCAUCUGGAGAUGAUUUCCCUUUUACUCCAGGUGUUUCUGGAAAAGACUUGACUGCUGCUUCAAAAUUACCUGACAAUAUCUUUAAUCCCACUCCACAGUUUUCACGAAAUGACCUGAGUCCUGCUCCGAAAGUAUCUGGGGACGACUUUACUCCUUCUCCAGAAUUAAUAGGAAAUGACUUAAGUACUUCUCCAGAAGUUUCUGAAAAUCACUUGACUGCUGCUCCUGAAUUAUCUGUGACCGACUUUAGUCCUGCUCCAGAAGUAUCUGGUAAUGACUUAACUACAGCUCCGAAGUCGUCUGAAAAUGUAUCCACUCCUUCUCCACGGUUAGAGCUAUCUGGGAAUGAUGUAACUACUCCUCCAAAGUCAUCUGGACGUAGGAGAGGCAGAAAAAGGAUUAGACAUCGACGUUUGAUACUACGAUUCGAUCUCGUUGUAAGUGCCAGCAAAACAAGUGCAGACGAGGCGGGUGCAAUACUCAGUUCCGUAGUGCAGAGGACCUCGAUGUACCGCUUGUCUGAAGAAAUCCUCCUUUAUAACCACACAAUAUUAGAUAUGACGGUGGUGUGCCAGGCUGGCUUCAUCCAUGCCAAGAGGUAUCAUGGAAAAUGUGUUGCCUGUGGCGUGGGAACUUUCCACAAGAAAAAACAGGACCUGUGUAUGCCUUGCCCAAAAGGCACAUAUCAACCAGACGAGGGACAGACGUCUUGCAUAACAUGUCCCUCGGGGACCUCCACUCUCGGCAGUGGGACAAAAAUUAUAGCUGGAUGCAUGGACACUUGUAAGCCUCAUGAAUAUUCACCAACAGGACUACAGCCAUGUUUCAGAUGUCGAGGUGGGACCAUCCAACCUCGCGGAGAAAGCACGUUCUGUCAUUUAUGUCCUCUUGGGACAAUGAACCAUACGGUCACCAAAGAACCUAUAUGUAUUCCUAGGGAAUACUGUAACCAGAUCCAGGGUGGGUGCGAUCAUAUCUGUGAGACGAUAGAGGGAGGCAGCACGUGCAACUGCAACAACAAUUACAUACUUCAGGCAGACGGCUUCACGUGCGCCAAGCCGCCGUAUAGAGGAUCAUCCAUGUGGUACUGGAAUAGCGGAUCAGACGAGAGUUCAUCUAGAGGUCGCAUAAUAUAGGAAGCGUCACUUCUCCAUAACAGAAUUUGUUUUGACUCUUGUACUAAGACUUUUGCAGUGCAGAAUUUCAAUUUAUUUUGAUUAUAUGCCUAAUGCGUAUGCAUGCAUGUUUUGUAAUAUUAUAUAAGAUAAAACUCAGCUGCAUAUAUGUAUUAUAGCUUUGGCUUCUACUGACUGAAAUGAUAACAUUGUGUGUUUUUAGUUUGUAUAUUUUAUAUUUUACGGAACAGUCGAAGUAACGUUAAACAAUUAAAAUCACAAACUUAACAUACACAGAAUGCUUCAAAUAAUGUUCAUUAAAUGUUUUAAAAACUUUUUUUUAAAUAAAUGAUAUAUCAAUAUUAUUUACUUAACUUUGUGUUUUUGUUUUGUUUUAAAUUCAAGGAGUCGACUGCUUAAUUGUUUUGCAUUUAUACCCAACUACAGUAGCAACCAUAGCAUGACACGUGACGUUUUGUCAUAUGUUUUAUAAAGUGUCUAGAGGUGUGCUUCCAUACUGGUCUGAUCAGCUAUCAAUUAAAAAAAAAUUAAACAUUGUAAUCAAACAUUUAAA